AUGGACAUUAUUGGAAAACUCCCCGCUGCUCCAGGACAACGAGUUUUUGUGCUAGCAAUCACAAAUUAUUUCACGAAAUGGAUUGAAGCAGAGGUACUCUCGAAGGUACGUGAUCGCGAAGUUAUCCAAUUUAUUUGGAAAAAUGUAAUAUGCAGGUUUGGAGUCCCAAAGGAAAUAGUUACGGACAAUGGGACACGGUUCAUAAACACCGGGUUUCAAAAUUUCUGUAAAGAGUGGAACAUCAAGCUAAACUUCUCCACUCCGCGGUAUCUCCAAGCCAACGGUCAGGCCAAAUCUUCCAAUAAGAUUGUCAUGAACACAUUAAAAAAAGACUAUCUGAGGCUAAAGGAAAAUCGACAGACGAGUUUCCUAGUGUCCUUUGGUCCCACCGCACCACCGUUCGAACACCCACCGGUGAAACGCCCUUCUCGUUGGUUUAUGGCUAGAAGCAGUCAUACCAGUAGAAAUAGGCACUCCAAUAUUUCGACGAGUUUCCUAGUGUCCUUUGGUCCCACCGCACCACCGUUCGAACACCCACCGGUGAAACGCCCUUCUCGUUGGUUUAUGGCUAGAAGCAGUCAUACCAAUAGAAAUAGGCACUCCAAUAUUUCGGUAUGA
Olea europaea var. sylvestris is the source of this 618-nucleotide messenger RNA. RefSeq lists its product as uncharacterized. Gene Ontology annotation, molecular function: nucleic acid binding. The record is from RefSeq and is a predicted model, not a curated record. Bases 1 to 618 code for a protein of 205 amino acids. The transcript has 2 exons. Lineage: Eukaryota; Viridiplantae; Streptophyta; Magnoliopsida; Lamiales; Oleaceae. Gene Ontology annotation, biological process: DNA integration.